GGCGCAUGCCCCGUGGUGGUGAGGGACGAGGAGCGGAAUCCGGCGCUCGGCAACGUUCGGCAAUUUCCGUGCAGGCCCCGCCGCCAUUUUCUCGCAGGCUCUCCGUGCUUGUCGGUUGCGCGGCUCUCCGUCCCGCUGGUCAGCGCUUUGUCCUGCUCGGCGAUGGACGGCAUUGUCACUGAUGUUGCAGUUGGUGUGAAGAGAGGAUCUGACGAACUUCUUUCAGGCAGUGUACUCAAUAGCCCGAACUCUAACAUGAGCAGCAUGGUAGUUACUGGUGAAGGACUACUCAUUGGAAGUUCUAGGAACAGCUGUGUAUAUGAAGCUAAUGGUAAUGACAACAAGAAAUUCAAAAGUGAAGAUAAAAUGGAUGGGGCGCCUUCUCGUGUUCUUCAUAUCAGAAAACUGCCUGGGGAAGUGACAGAAACAGAAGUUAUUGCUUUAGGCUUACCUUUUGGUAAGGUAACCAACAUCUUGAUGCUGAAAGGGAAAAAUCAGGCAUUUUUGGAACUUGCAACAGAAGAAGCAGCUAUCACUAUGGUUAAUUACUAUUCAGCUGUGACACCUCAUCUUCGUAACCAACCUAUCUAUAUCCAGUAUUCCAAUCAUAAAGAACUGAAGACUGAUAAUACACUGAACCAGCGGGCCCAAGCUGUUCUUCAGGCAGUGACAGCUGUGCAGGCAACAAAUGCUCCCAUAAGUGGGACCACCGUUAGUGAGAGUGCAGUUACUCCAGCUCAAAGUCCAGUGCUUAGAAUAAUUAUUGACAACAUGUACUAUCCUGUAACCCUGGAUGUUCUUCAUCAGAUAUUCUCUAAAUUUGGUGCUGUAUUGAAGAUAAUCACAUUCACAAAGAAUAACCAGUUUCAAGCUUUACUCCAGUAUGGGGAUCCAGUGAAUGCACAGCAAGCAAAACUAGCCCUGGAUGGUCAGAAUAUUUAUAAUGCUUGCUGUACUCUACGGAUUGAUUUUUCCAAAUUGGUGAAUUUAAAUGUCAAGUACAACAAUGAUAAAAGCAGGGACUACACUCGUCCUGAUCUUCCGUCUGGUGAUGGACAACCAGCGCUGGACCCUGCUAUUGCUGCAGCAUUUGCAAAGGAGACUUCUCUUCUAGGGCUUCCUGUUGCAGCUGUUCCAGGAGCUCUGAGUCCUCUGGCUAUUCCAAAUGCUGCUGCUGCAGCUGCAGCUGCUGCUGCUGGCCGCGUGGGAAUGCCUGGAGUCUCAGCCGGUGGCAAUACAGUUCUCUUGGUUAGCAAUUUAAAUGAAGAGAUGGUUACGCCCCAAAGUCUGUUUACCCUCUUCGGUGUUUAUGGUGAUGUGCAGCGUGUGAAGAUUUUAUACAAUAAGAAAGACAGUGCUCUUAUACAGAUGGCUGAUGGAAACCAGUCGCAGCUGGCUAUGAGCCAUCUUAAUGGACAAAAAAUGUAUGGGAAGAUAAUUCGUGUUACCCUUUCUAAACAUCAAACAGUUCAACUACCUCGAGAGGGUCUUGAUGAUCAAGGGCUGACGAAAGAUUUUGGUAAUUCACCUCUGCAUCGUUUCAAGAAACCUGGUUCAAAAAACUUCCAGAAUAUAUUCCCUCCGUCUGCAACGCUUCAUCUAUCCAAUAUUCCACCAUCAGUAGCAGAAGAGGAUUUACGCACACUGUUUGCUAACACUGGAGGCACUGUGAAAGCAUUUAAAUUUUUUCAAAGAGAUCACAAGAUGGCACUUCUUCAGAUGUCAACAGUAGAGGAAGCUAUUCAGGCUUUGAUUGAUCUUCACAAUUACAAUCUUGGAGAAAAUCACCACCUGAGAGUUUCUUUCUCUAAGUCAACUAUUUAAAAAGGCAGAUUGAAAAUGAGGGUGUAUUGCAUUGUUUGGUGUUGUCACCUAUUGACUGUUCCGGAGAGUGGGGACCAGAGUUUGUCUUCUAUUUUUGGAUUUUCUUUCUGUUUUCCAUGCUGUUAUCAUUCCUUGGUUGUUUAAAAAAUAAGAAAAAAAAAAAAAUUAAGAGCAGUGAUACUAACUGCUGUUGUCCAACUGUUGUUUAGAUGAACCAUCACAUUGUUUAAAAGAUUUCAAGUUAAUACCACAGUUUUUCAACUUAGUUGACAUACGUGCCUUAUAAAGGAAAGCGAGUAAUGCUGGAAUUGCAUAACUAGUGAAAGCGAAUUUGGUUGUGUGGGGCACAUUGUUACAUGAUAAUUUGAAUAUGUUUAGGCAGGGGUGUGUAAAAAGGUUAAGCUUUUGUUUCUCCUGCUUGGAAUUGAUUUCUUUAUCUGCUGGCUUGUCACUUAAUUUUUAUUUGGUAAGAUACAUUGUACUGAAAGAGUAAAACAUUGCUAUUUGAUUUUGCUACUUUUUGCUUUAUGCUUUUUUUUUUUUUUUUU
Messenger RNA from Lagopus leucura (white-tailed ptarmigan), 2372 nucleotides. It is a transcript of the gene PTBP2, whose product is annotated as polypyrimidine tract binding protein 2. Gene Ontology annotation, molecular function: mRNA binding. Gene Ontology annotation, biological process: regulation of RNA splicing; mRNA processing. The record is from RefSeq and is a predicted model, not a curated record. The coding region runs from base 163 to 1824 and encodes 553 amino acids. The transcript is spliced from 15 exons. NCBI's taxonomy places the organism in Eukaryota, Metazoa, Chordata, Aves, Galliformes, Phasianidae. Gene Ontology annotation, cellular component: nucleus.